Cuscuta campestris is the source of this 1721-nucleotide messenger RNA. The record is from the annotation of a GenBank genome assembly. NCBI's taxonomy places the organism in Eukaryota, Viridiplantae, Streptophyta, Magnoliopsida, Solanales, Convolvulaceae.
AUAUUGAGGGUGGACCGUUUCUUCUCCCUCUUCUUUCUCUCCAUAAAUACGGUCCCUCUCCCCUCUCCUUCUUCACGCUCACACGCAACUCUUCACUUCUCCUGCCUUUAUCCCUACCGAAUCAUCCUCUCUUCUUCCCAAGACCUUUACUCUCGCUCAUCAUGAAGAAGACAAUCUCCAAGGUUUCCAAGAUCUUCAACGGCGGCAAGAAAUCCAAGGAGGACGAGAAUGUUUCCUCCAUCACUCCUGCGCAAUUGGGGGAGAUGAGGGGAGUCAUUCCUCCUGAUUAUGGCGUCCAGGAAGCCACGGGUACUACUUUGGAGUGCAAUCCUGACAUCUCCCGCCGACUGGUCGUCCACUACGACUCGGUUAGGAUGGGAUGCCGCUUCCCUCUCCAUCCUCUCUUGGUCGAACUUUGCAACCGCUACGCCAUACCUCCCGGUCAGAUUUCCUCAAACUCCCACGAGAGUCUUUUUGGCUUCUUGGCGCGGUGUCACAAGAGAGGCAUCCAACCCACUCUGAAGCUCUUCCUCUCUUUCUUCCGUCCCCACAAGUAUGAUGGCGAGUUGGGCCGGGGGUUCGUGAGCUUCACGGCCCGGACCGAUAUGCAGUUUUUGGAUAGCCCGGUCGACAAACUUGACGAUUGGUUCCGCCGCUUCUUCAUGGUGGUAGUUCCCGAAGAUCUUCCCUUCCCCAACAUGUGGCGGAAGAAGGAAGAUAAGUUCCCUUCUCACCUUUUUCCCCCUCGCGACUCGGAGCUCGAGGGGGUCUUCCGUCUUCUUCGCAAGAACGGCUAUCCGGUCCCCCGCGCGCUCCUCCUCAAGGACUCGUAUUUUCGGGGUCUCGGAUUCUGGGUGUCUCCCGAUAUUCCUCCUCAAGAGCCGUUGGGAGACACAACUUCCUCUUGGGUUCCUCCUUUCAGGAGCACUCGACUCCGUUGGCGAUCUUCUCGAAGGGAUCCUUCCCCGGAGGAGGACACCGAGGGCGAGGAAGUAGAGUCCGCGACGGGGGCCCUAUCUCUGGCGCUUGCCCACCAACCUCCCCUUUCGGAAGAGGUGGUGGUUGAGGACGUCUCCGAAGAUGAUGGCCUCUACGACUUCCCUCCGGGGACCCUGAGGCGGCUUGCGGCCAAGGUCGGGCAACGUGAUCUAAACCGGAUUCAUGACCUCAAGGAGAUAGAAUUCCUGAGGAGGGACUUGGAGCGGCAGGUCAGAGAGCGUGAAUUGCAAGUUCGAGAGGAGGCAGAGCUUCACCGAAGGAGAUCAGAGGAAGAGCUGGAGCGAACGUGGCGUCGUCGAUCCGAGGAGGAAGCGAGGAAGGCGGCGGAAGAGGUCGAGCAGAGGUGGCGCCUCCAACAUGAAGAAACGGAACGUCAACUUUCUCAACGGGUCAACGAGCUAAACCUGACCCUUAUGGAGGAGAGGCAUUCAGCUCGGAGUUCCCUUGAUGAGGCCCGGCGCUCGCUCGAGAACGAGCGUCUCACAUAUGAGGGACAUAUGGCUCGGAUGGAGUCUGAUCGCAUUUCAGACUAUGGCCGGGGUUUCUAUCGUGGAGGUUUGGAGGUCCAAGAACAAUUUUAUCGUGGACUGGAGCCUUACUCUGAUGGACUAGAUCCUUGGCUGAAGUUUCCAGGGGUCCCAAAACCCAUGGGACCAGAGCCUUCUUUCCUUCGUUCUUCUCCCUCGCCUUGAAUUUUCAAGUCACUAUUGUACUUUGUUUAG